Vespula pensylvanica (western yellowjacket) is the source of this 2487-nucleotide messenger RNA. It is a transcript of the gene alpha-Man-Ia, whose product is annotated as mannosyl-oligosaccharide 1,2-alpha-mannosidase IA. Gene Ontology annotation, biological process: carbohydrate metabolic process; N-glycan processing. The transcript is spliced from 10 exons. Gene Ontology annotation, cellular component: Golgi membrane; endoplasmic reticulum. Gene Ontology annotation, molecular function: calcium ion binding; mannosyl-oligosaccharide 1,2-alpha-mannosidase activity. Bases 495 to 2402 code for a protein of 635 amino acids. Lineage: Eukaryota; Metazoa; Arthropoda; Insecta; Hymenoptera; Vespidae. The record is from RefSeq and is a predicted model, not a curated record.
UGUUGAGGUGAAACGACAAAAAAAAAAAAAGAAAAAGAUUAAUAAAACGAAAGAACUUGGUCUAAUCGUAAAUCCGAGAAACGUUUCGUGUGAUCGAUUUUGUCCUUCGAGUACAGUGCUGUGACCAAAAAGAAAAAGAAAAAAGAAGAAGAAGAAGAAGAGAAAAAAUUUUGUGAUAUCUGGUGUUAUCCAAGUAACCAGCUAAAACCAACCAGCUAGACAGAACGAACAUCAUUGUAUCUCUCUUACUCUAUUUCUCACAGUUACAGAGUUGAUACAGGUAAACCUGCUGGAUAAAUUGAUCGAACCUCCGAUGAUAUCGAGUUAUCAACAACAACAACAACAACAACAACAACAACAAUACGUCGCACUCUAAGAUAAUCUCAUCCUCGUUGCCGAAGAAUCUUCUCGGAACAAACACCGAACGAACUCGAAUUACUGGGACGAGCGAUCGAACGAGGUUCUGACUUACAAAAGGUGUCCUGCGGCACGCGAUGCGAUUGUGCAGUUCCGUGGAUAGGAGUGGAACGUUGCCUGAGACGGAGAUAGAAAGUGGCUGCUGUGGAAGUAAGAGCAAGUGGUGCAUUGGCGAGAUGAGGUUGAUGCAGAGGCUAGCGAUCAGUGGACUUUUUUCGGUGAUACUGAUCGUUCUAUUAACUGGAACAUUCGUAACCAGACGCGACCUGACCAGUGUCGUUGAAAGAGGUGUCGCACCAGAGGAACGUGCGGAACAAGUAAAUCCAGCUUGGAUCCAGGAUAAUGCUGUACCUAUUGGUGGUGCUGGUGGUGGUGCUGCCGAUGGUGCUGGUGCUGGUGCUGUUGCUGGAGGACUUGCUGGGCAAGGUUUGGCUCGCGAAGAGAACAGAAUCGAAGAUAAACAAGAUCGACGAAUGUUCACCCUCGUUAGGACGGUUCAUAGGCCUUCCGUAGUUUCUGUUGCCGUUGCACCACCACCAGCACCACUUCCAGGUCCUUACGUCGUUAGACCACCCAACCCGCCAUUGGAUGAUGUCACUCAUCAACGACGUGAGAAGAUCAAGGAGAUGAUGAAGCACGGCUGGGACAAUUACGUGAGGUACGCCUGGGGGAAAAACGAGCUCAGGCCGAUCUCGAAGAAGGGCCACAGCGCCAGUAUCUUCGGCACGUCCACGAUGGGUGCGACCAUAGUCGAUGGUCUGGAUACCCUUUACAUCAUGGGUCUGCACGAUGAGUUCAAGCAAGGCAGGGAUUGGAUUGCCGAGAACCUGGAUUUCGAUAUCAAUUCAGAGAUAUCGCUAUUCGAGACGAACAUUCGUUUUAUGGGAAGUCUUUUGGCUUGUUACGCUCUCACGGGAGACGUAAUGUUCCGGGAUAAGGCGGCCCAACUCGGUGAACGGAUGUUACCAGCCUUCCAAACGGAAACCGGAAUUCCUCAUUCCCUCAUCAACCUCCACACCGGUGCCAGCAAGAAUUAUGGUUGGGCAAGUAGCGGAUGCAGUAUUUUGUCAGAGAUCGGUACGAUGCAUUUGGAAUUCACUUACCUGAGUGACAUUACCGGGAAUCCCGUCUUCAAGAGCAAAGUCGAGAACGUGAGGAAGGUGCUGAAGAAUCUUGAAAAGCCGAAGGGUCUCUAUCCAAAUUACAUUCACCCGAGAACUGGAAAAUGGGGUCAACAUCACAUGUCACUCGGAGGAUUAGGUGACAGUUUCUACGAGUAUCUGUUAAAGGCUUGGAUCCAAUCGGGAAAGGAGGACAGAGAAGCACGUGAAAUGUAUGACGAAGCAAUUGCAGCUAUCAGCGAGCACAUGAUCAAGACGUCACCCGGUAAACUCCUCUAUGUAUCGGAUUUGAAGUAUGACAGGCCUGAACAUAAAAUGGGUCACUUAGCUUGUUUCGCUGGUGGUAUGUUCGCAUUGGGUGCGAGAACCUUAGAAAACGAAGUGUCGGAUAAAUACAUGAGCAUAGCCGCAGGCUUGACCAACACCUGUCACGAGUCCUACGACAGAAGUGUGACUAAACUCGGUCCGGAAGCUUUUCAUUUUAUCGAAGGAAACGAGGCGAGAAGUUUGAAAACCGGUGAAAAAUAUUAUAUCCUUCGACCUGAGACGUUCGAGUCGUAUUUCGUGAUGUGGCGGCUUACAAAGGAUCCGAAAUAUCGCGAAUGGGGCUGGGAAGCCGUCCAAGCACUGGAAAAACAUUGUCGAGUCCCAGGAGGAUUCACGGGACUCCACAAUGUUUACUUAGCCAACUCACCGAAGGAUGACGUUCAACAGAGUUACUUCUUCGCCGAAACGCUCAAGUACCUCUACCUUUUAUUCAGUGACGACGAUCUCAUUAAUCUGAACGAUUGGGUGUUCAACUCCGAAGCUCACGUGCUUCCAAUCAGAGGAAACCCUCUCUAUCGCCCAGCUCCCUCCAUGUAAACUAGAAUCUCAACUUCAUUCGAAGAUGACGUACCGCGAUCGAUGAUUCAUUCUGCAGUGAAAUAUAAAAUGCAGAAGAGAAAGA